UUACAAUUCUCUUCUGCUUCUUUUUUAUUAUUAUUACAAAAAUGACCCGUCACUCUAGCAAAGAAGUUGUUGAAUUAGAAUCUACUUAUGGUGCUCACAACUACCAUCCCCUCCCUGUUGUUUUUUCUGAAGCUAAAGGUAUUUGGGUCUGGGAUCCUGAAGGUAACAAGUACAUGGACUUCUUGUCUGCCUAUUCUGCUGUCAAUCAAGGCCAUUGCCACCCUAAAAUUGUCAAGGCUCUUUGUGAUCAAGCUUCUAAAUUGACCUUGUCAUCCAGAGCUUUUUACAAUGACGUCUAUGGUACCUAUACAAAAUACAUGCAUGAUUAUUUUGGUUAUGACAUGGUCUUGCCCAUGAACACGGGUGCUGAAGCUGUUGAGACUGCUAUCAAGAUGGCUCGUAAGUGGGGUUAUGUAAAGAAGGGUAUUCCUGAAAAUGAAGCCAUCGUGUUGUCUUGUGAAAACAACUUCCAUGGUCGUACAACAGGUGUCAUUUCAAUGAGCACUGAUCCUGAAUCUUAUGGCGGUUUUGGUCCUUAUUUGCCCUUGGUGGGUCCCAAUGUUCCUCAAGCUAAUACUUUGAUUCGUUACAAUAACCUUGAGGAUCUUGAAAAGGUGUUGGAUACAGUUGGUAAGCAUGUUGCUGGCUUUUUGGUUGAACCUAUUCAAGGUGAAGCUGGUAUUAUGGUUCCUGAUGAAGGUUACUUGAAAAAGGCCUAUGAUCUCUGUAAGAAGCACAACGUCCUCUUCAUUGCAGAUGAAAUCCAGACAGGUCUCGGUCGUACCGGUAAAAUGCUCUGUGUCGAUCAUGAUCAAGUCCGCCCUGAUAUUGUUCUCCUUGGUAAGGCUCUUUCAGGAGGUGUAUAUCCGGUUUCUGCCGCUUUAGCUGAUCGUGACAUCAUGUUAUGUAUCAAGCCAGGAGAGCACGGCUCUACUUACGGUGGUAAUCCUCUUGGUUGUGCCGCUGCCAUUGCUGCUUUAGAAGUCAUCAAAGAAGAAAACUUGGUUGAGAAUUCUGAGAGAUUAGGCCAAAAGUUCAGAGAGGCCCUUGUCAAUUUGAACUCUCCUAUUGUAAAGACAGUGCGUGGUCGAGGUUUAUUGAACGCUAUUGUGAUUGAUGAAUCCAAGUCAGAAAGAAGUGCAUGGGAACUUUGCUUGUUACUCAAGUCUCGUGGCUUAUUGGCUAAACCUACACACGUCAAUAUUAUUCGUUUAGCCCCUCCUCUCUGUAUUACUGAAGAAGAAUUAAUGCAAGGUGUUGACAUCAUUGCUGGUGCUUUAAGAGAUAUUGUUAAUAUGAAGAAGGAAGACAUUCCAGGCGAAUUUGAGCAUUAACUACUAUAUAAUUAAUAUAAAAACAUGUAAACAAGAUAAAGUUUA
This is a messenger RNA of Gilbertella persicaria, 1379 nucleotides long. Its product is annotated as ornithine-oxo-acid transaminase. Lineage: Eukaryota; Fungi; Mucoromycota; Mucoromycetes; Mucorales; Choanephoraceae. The transcript has 4 exons. Bases 42 to 1334 code for a protein of 430 amino acids. The record is from RefSeq and is a predicted model, not a curated record. Gene Ontology annotation, molecular function: L-ornithine transaminase activity; identical protein binding; pyridoxal phosphate binding. Gene Ontology annotation, cellular component: cytoplasm.